AUGCCAAAGUCAACGGAUAUUACUUCACAUGUAUCGACAAUUAUUAAGUUAUAUCGCUUUUUAAUCGUAAUGGCUACUUUUUUUGCUUGUUGCUCUUGCAUUGACUCGAAACCAACUGAUACUAAUGGUUAUUAUCCAAUUAUUUCGCCUUCAUAUGAAUCUCAUGUUUUUGAACGAGCAGCACCGCGUCUUGGCCGUGCCUCGCCACGCAUUGGCCGCCGUUUCAUUAACAUGUGGCUUUCACAAUUAGCUCAUGCUGGUCGAUAUUAUAAUCCCGAAGAAGAUACAAAAAAUAGAUUCCCGGAUGAUAUUGAAUCAUCGAUGUAUGAGCGACGAGCAGCACCACGGCUUGGACGUUCCAUUGAAUUCGAUUUCGAAAAAUAG
This is a messenger RNA of Rotaria socialis, 384 nucleotides long. Lineage: Eukaryota; Metazoa; Rotifera; Eurotatoria; Philodinida; Philodinidae. The record is from the annotation of a GenBank genome assembly.